GAAGAAGCGCAAUAGAGUCGCUCAGUUAGAAGACAUUUCGAAUAGCGAGGGGUUUUGUACCAGAAACGGGUCUCAAAAUGGAGAUGGCCCGCUCAGUUUUUCUACUAUAUGUUGUUAUUUUAUUAUAUAUCGGUUCAUCUAAGACAAUGGUGUAUGCGGGCGAGACAACUACGUCCGGGGGAGAUGCUAUCACCGAAUCAGGCUCGGAUGAUAAUGAAACAACCACUAGCACAUUAACAACAACUACCCUACCUAGCGCAAUUUAUGAUACUUCAGUGGAAGUAGAGAUUGCCGACAAGCUCACUGGCGGUAAGAUGACAUUUUAUUGUAAAUUUGCCUUGUCCAAUGAAAGUUUGUGGUACAAAGUCAUUUGGCAGAUCGCCGACAGCGUGAUGACGCCAUUGGGGCCAUUCAAUUCCGACGUCAGAGAGAAGUCAAAAUUAUUGGAAACCAGCCUUACUGAAACAACGGCAGGCUUUCAGAUACGUUGUGCCUACCAAGUCGCCUACACUGAAGAUGGCACCUAUAGUUCCGAGACGACGAGCCCCCAGAAAUUCGUCGGCAUAGAGAUCCUGUCCACAGACGUAUCUGUAAGCGAUGGCGGAAAGAGCAACAUCACCCUUCAGGCUACUGCCCCUAUUGGAUGUAAAUCAGGAGAGACGUGUUCCUUAGGGAUCAAUAUUUACAAUAAAGAUUACUCUAGUUCUUGUUACAAACCAACUACUACCUUCUCCGAAUGUCAGGUUAGUGUAACACAGAGUACGUCUCAGACACAAGGAAAAUAUUGUUAUGCGGUUUGUGAUCCCCAUAUGAGGACUUUUGAACACGAUUAUUACGAGCAUCAGUAUUUCGGGCAAUAUACUCUUUAUGAGAACAAGGAAUGGAAGCAAGAGAUCCAGGUCAAAACAGAGCCAUGUUUUAGUUGGAGAGCGAAUGGUGGUCCUCCAUAUUGUAUUUGUGGUCUGGCCAUACGAGCCGGUAAAGAAGUUUACAUUAUGGAUAAGUGUUCUCCAAGAAGAUACUGGAGAAUCAAGUACGCCCAAUGUGAUCCGACCAGAAGUGGCCUCAUUAAUGUGGUGCGACUAGGCUCGCAGUACUCGAUAACAUUACCAAGUGGUACGGUCGUGAAAACCAAUCUGUACACGUAUUUUAAAUUCUUAAACCUCUACGUGUAUCCCUCCGAGGGCGACGUAAAUAAUGCCGAUGGGCUGUGUGGUCGAGUCGGGGAUCCAGGAUUUUUUCAUCGGAAUGGGACGGAAGAAGCGUUGUACAGGUGGUAUGGAAUGUAUGACUACUCCGAGUCUUGGAGUGUCAAGGGUGACGUUUUGGAUCUUUUCUCGGAAGACGACAGAAAGAACCUAGAUUCAAUUGGAAACUCAAUUUUCCAGUGUAAAUGUGCGAAGGAUCCGAGUGGACAAAGUCAAGUGGUGUGCGACAAGGUUGACUCUUCCGAUUGUACCUUUUAUUUUGGCCGAGCGCGAAAAGUCGACGAUUGCAAGAUCAAACCCAGUUCACUAAAUAGGAAGAAACGAUCGAUACAGCAAGCCGUAAAGAAAACUGAACAAAAAAAUAUACAACAUACAAUUGUAAAAAGGGCUGCUGCUGCUGAUGAGUACGCUGGUAACUGGACCGAAGCCACGGCCACUGCUUAUUGUGACAAUUUAUUCACCAACUCUAGUGCUGUUCAAGCUUGUAAAGAUGUUCCAGGGGUCGAUUUGGAAAGUCCCAAAAAUAAUUGCAUAGUGGACAUUAAGCUUGAAGGCAGUACUUCGUUUGCUCUGACUGCCAUUGAAACCAUCAAAAACAAAUGUUUCAAAGAAGUCGGUCAGAAUUCGUCCUUACAGAACUCAACAGAUGGAUCUGGUUCCAUAUUGGAUCAGAUCAAAAAUGUCGCAUGUCCAUUCGAAUGUAGUGGACAUGGUUCCUGCCAAAACGGCACAUGUGUUUGCGAUGCAGAUUUUGACUCCGACGACUGUUCAAUUGAUCUAAAGGAACCUCCAAUUGGGGUGGUAGAGUACGGAGACGGCGAGGGAGAAUGUGAUUUGGGUAGUUGUACGGCAAUAUCAGUUUCUGGUGGCCCCUUCAUUGAGGGCGGCUCUGCUAAAUGUAAAGUUAUAUCGAAAACGUUGAUGCCUAACGGGAAUAUAACUGACAAAGACAGCAUGACUAUAGAUGCCACUAUAAUAUCAAUUGGAGAAGUUUCGUGUCCGUUGCCACCCUCCAGACGAAGGAAGAGGGCGGCUGGUGACCCGGAAAUGGAAGAGGUUACAGUAUACGAAGUGUCUGUCAGCAAUGGCGGUUCAUACAGCGAAAGUAACCUGAUAAUAGCCCGCCAUGUUGACUGUCAUGAGUGUGACGUCAAUUCUACUUCCGUUUCCUGUACAUAUACAGGAUGUUAUUCCGAGGGUCAAUGUUACAAGAAAGAUCAGAAACUAAGUCGGAGCGAUUGUUUCACCUGUGAUAUUAAAAAUGGCGAACCUAUUUGGAUUAAAUCCACCGCUGACACAAAUUGUACCAUCUAUAUUGAGCCAGCUACUGCAGAAGAUAACUUACUGUGGGUUAUUGGGGCUGUAUUAGGAGCCGUGGUCCUGAUAGUUAUAAUUGUUAUAAUAGUUGUGGUGGUAAUCAAAAAGAAGAACAAGAGACCUAUUACUCCGAUCCUUCAGGGAGAGUAAAACAGUGGAAUCUCCGUGUGGGUGAUGUAUACGAACAACAACACUGGGCUUUGCGAUUGUUUAUACUUGUAUGAUCAUGCACAGUAAUAGUGACUUGACAACUUCAUUUAGGCGUCUUAAAGGGACAGAUGUGGCAUUUCCGCAGAUUGAUAUGGACCUUGAAUAUAUGCAAAUAAGUCUCCAGAACUACUAAAACUGUACGAAAAUCGCAUCAUUUUUUUUUUUAAAUAUGGGGUUUACGGGUUGAAGUUGAAUAUAUUGUUGAUAU
Molecule: messenger RNA, 2943 nt
Organism: Lottia gigantea (owl limpet)
Lineage: Eukaryota; Metazoa; Mollusca; Gastropoda; Lottiidae
Exons: 20
Coding region: 78-2675 (865 amino acids)
Source: RefSeq, a predicted model, not a curated record